Xylona heveae TC161 is the source of this 2833-nucleotide messenger RNA. RefSeq names its product urease. Gene Ontology annotation, cellular component: urease complex. Gene Ontology annotation, molecular function: urease activity; nickel cation binding. The record is from RefSeq and is a predicted model, not a curated record. Bases 142 to 2652 code for a protein of 836 amino acids. Gene Ontology annotation, biological process: urea catabolic process. The transcript has 10 exons. NCBI's taxonomy places the organism in Eukaryota, Fungi, Ascomycota, Xylonomycetes, Xylonales, Xylonaceae.
AUUAUUUUUCCUUCUCUCUGUUAUUGCUUCCCUUGACUAAUUCCCCGCAUUUCUCUCCCGUUGAUCGAUCACACUGUCCGUUCUUCUUCUCAUGAUAGAUCAAACCUUGAUACAUAUGCUCUUUUGAACAACAGCUUAAGAAUGCACCUAAUCCCGCGAGAAAUCGACAAGCUUGUCAUAUCGCAGCUUGGCCAGCUAGCCCAGCGGCGACUUGCGAGAGGUGUCAAGCUCAACCAUGUGGAAGCAACGGCAUUGAUUGCGAGUAAUCUUCAUGAGCUUAUUCGAGAUGGCAAACAUUCCGUUGCUGAGCUUAUGGCCCUUGGCAAGACAAUGCUCGGCCGCCGACACGUCCUUCCUCCCGUCGUCUCCUCUUUGGUAGAGCUUCAAGUUGAGGGCACAUUCCCCUCAGGCACCUUCCUUGUAACGGUCCACCACCCUAUUAGCAGCGAUGACGGGAACCUCGAGAGAGCUUUGUAUGGGAGCUUUCUUCCUAUCCCUCCCAAGGAUGCUUUCCCGCUACUUGAUGCAUCGGAGUACGAGCCCGAGAAGAUGCCAGGCGCCGUGAUUCCAGUGAAAAAGGGCCGGAUCACUUUGAACGAGGGAAGGAGACGGAUCAAGUUGAAGGUGGUGAGCAAGGGCGAUAGACCGAUUCAGGUUGGAUCGCAUUAUCAUUUUAUCGAGACCAAUCCUUUGCUCGAAUUCGAUCGAAUCAAAUCCUAUGGAUAUCGGCUUGAUAUUCCCGCCGGAACGUCCGUGCGUUUUGAGCCAGGAGAUACGAAGACUGUCACCCUUGUUGAGAUCGCGGGCCAUAAGGUUAUUCGGGGCGGCAAUAGCAUUGCUGAAGGUGUUUUUGAUACAAGUCGUAUUGAUGAGAUUUCUCGCCGCAUACAAGCAGGAGGCUUUCUUCACACCCCAGAACCAAUCGGAGAUAUGGGUUUUAUUGACGCGUUUUCCAUGGAUCGAGCCGCAUAUGCUAACAUGUACGGGCCCACUACGGGCGAUCUCGUUCGUCUUGGUGCUACGGAUCUCUGGAUCAGAGUCGAAGAUGACUUUACUCGAUAUGGUGACGAGUGUGCGUUUGGUGGCGGAAAGACGUUGCGAGAGGGAAUGGGUCAAGCCACUGGCAGGUCGGAUCAGGAAACACUCGACAGCGUCAUCACCAAUGCCCUUAUCAUUGACUGGACUGGUAUUUACAAAGCAGAUAUUGGUAUCAAGCACGGCAUGAUUGUGGGUAUUGGAAAAGCAGGCAAUCCAGAUGUCAUGGAGGGUGUGGAUCCCAAGAUGAUUGUCGGCUCUUGCACAGACGUGAUUGCCGGCGAGGGUAAAAUAGUCACUGCUGGUGGCUUUGAUACUCAUGUCCAUUUGAUUUGCCCUCAACAAGCAUAUGAAGCCAUCUGCUCUGGUGUUACGUCGAUGCUUGGUGGAGGAACUGGGCCCAGCACGGGUAGCAAUGCAACCACGUGCACUCCUAGCCCGAACCUGAUCAAGCAAAUGUUGCAAGCCUGCGACAACUUACCAGUCAAUUACGGUAUCACUGGUAAAGGCAAUGAUAGCGGUACAGCUGGAUUGCACGAACAAUGUGUUGCUGGAGUUGCGGGUCUUAAACUGCACGAAGAUUGGGGCUCGACGCCCGCUGCUAUUGAUGCAUGCUUGAGCAUCUGCGAUGAACAUGAUGUUCAGUGUCUGAUCCACACGGACACCUUGAACGAAUCAGGGUUUGUGGAGCAAACUGUAGCAGCGUUCAAGAACAGAGUCAUCCAUACCUACCACACUGAGGGUGCAGGUGGUGGACACGCUCCAGACAUCAUCUCCGUGGUUGAACACCCAAAUGUGCUUCCCAGCAGUACCAACCCUACCAGACCUUAUACACGAAACACUCUCGACGAGCAUCUUGACAUGUUGAUGGUUUGCCACCAUUUGUCCAAGAACAUUCCAGAGGAUGUAGCAUUCGCAGAGAGUCGUAUCCGUGCCGAGACCAUUGCCGCCGAGGACGUGCUUCACGACCUUGGUGCGAUUAGCAUGAUGUCCUCAGACUCCCAGGCUAUGGGCAGAUGCGGAGAGGUAAUCACACGAACAUGGCACACGGCCCACAAGAACAAACUCCAGCGCGGCUCCCUAAAGGAGGACGAGGGGACUGGGGCAGACAAUUUCCGCGUGAAACGCUAUGUUAGCAAGUACACCAUCAACCCGGCCAUUGCGCAGGGCGUGGGCCAUAUCAUCGGAAGCGUCGAGGUCGGCAAAUUAGCAGACUUGGUAGUCUGGACUCCAGCAAACUUUGGCACUAAACCCAGCACUGUUCUCAAGGGUGGUAUGAUAUCUUACAGUCAGAUUGGUGACCCUAAUGGAUCGAUCCCCACGAUUGAACCGAUAAUUAUGCGACCCAUGUUUGCCCCUCUUGUACCCAGCACUAGCGUCUUAUUUGUCUCGCAAGCCAGCAUUUCGACGGGUACUAUCCAAUCAUACAAUCUCAAGAAACGCGUUCGAGCUGUGAAAAACUGCCGAAAUAUCAGCAAGCGCGAUAUGAAGCACAACAAUGCCAUGCCUCGGAUGAGAGUCGAUCCUGAAUCCUAUACUGUCGAAGCGGAUGGCCAAGUCUGCGCCGCCGCACCUGCCACGACCUUGCCAUUGACUCAGAAUUAUUACGUCUAUUAAAAUUAUCUGAUCAAGUCAUUGGACCUCUAAAGCGUGGGGGGUUUUUGACUUGAGGACCCAAUUUCUCAACAUAUGCCAUGAUGUUCAUGUUGGCAAAAAGCGUAAAAGACAAAAAAUCUCAAUGAUACCAUAUUACUAGUUUUGGAAAUUCAAAGUGAUAUUUAUUAAUCUUAACAUAGGC